Hippocampus comes (tiger tail seahorse) is the source of this 2841-nucleotide messenger RNA. Its product is annotated as nck-associated protein 1-like. The record is from RefSeq and is a predicted model, not a curated record. The transcript is spliced from 11 exons. Lineage: Eukaryota; Metazoa; Chordata; Actinopteri; Syngnathiformes; Syngnathidae. Gene Ontology annotation, cellular component: SCAR complex. Gene Ontology annotation, biological process: cortical actin cytoskeleton organization; neuron projection morphogenesis; cell migration. The coding region runs from base 42 to 1262 and encodes 406 amino acids.
GAAUAAACUGCCUGCCCCCCCCUUCCAGGUCCAUCGUGGGCAUGACCAUGUACAACCAGACCACUCAGGAGAUCGCCAAGCCCAGCGAGCUGCUGACCAGCGUGCGGGCCUACAUGACGGUGCUGCAGUCCAUCGAGAACUACGUCACCAUCGACAUCACGCGGGUCUUCAACAACGUGCUGUUGCAGCAGACGCAGCACCUGGACAGCCACGGCGAGCCCACCAUCACCAGCCUGUACACCAACUGGUACCUGGAGACGUUGCUCCGGCAGGUCAGCAACGGACACAUCGCUUACUUUCCCGCCAUGAAGGCCUUCGUCAACCUGCCCACGGAGAACGAGCUGACCUUCAAUGCCGAGGAGUACUCUGACAUCUCAGAGAUGCGUUCGCUGUCUGAGCUGCUGGGGCCGUACGGCAUGAAGUUCCUCAGCGAAAGCCUCAUGUGGCACAUCUCUUCGCAGGUGGCCGAGCUCAAGAAAUUAGUGGUGGAGAACAUGGAAGUGCUGACCCAGAUGAGAACCAGCUUUGACAAACCCGACCACAUGGCGGCGCUGUUCAAGAAGCUCACUUCGGUGGACAGCGUCCUGAAGAGGAUGACGAUCAUUGGAGUCAUCUUGUCAUUCCGCUCCCUGGCCCAGGAAGCGCUGAGAGACGUGUUAUCGUGCCACAUUCCAUUCCUGGUCAGCUCAGUGGAGGACUUCAAGGACCACAUUCCCAGGGAGACCGACAUGAAGGUGGCCAUGAACGUCUACGAGCUAUCCUCCGCCGCCGGUUUGCCGUGCGAGAUCGACCCGGCCCUGGUGGUGGCGCUGUCCUCGCAAAAGACCGAGAACAUCAGUCCAGAGGAAGAGUACAAGAUUGCGUGUCUGCUGAUGGUGUUUGUGGCCGUUUCCUUGCCAACGCUGGCCAGCAACGUCAUGUCGCAGUACAGCCCCGCCAUCGAAGGCCACUGUAACAACAUCCACUGCCUGGCCAAAGCCAUCAACCAGAUCGCCGCCGCGCUCUUCACCAUCCACAAAGGAAGCAUCGAGGACCGGCUCAAAGAGUUCCUGGCUCUGGCCUCGUCCAGCCUUCUGAAGAUCGGCCAGGAGACGGACAAGAUGACGACGCGCAACAGAGAGUCGGUUUACCUGCUGCUGGACAUGAUCGUGCAGGAGUCCCCCUUCCUGACCAUGGACCUGCUGGAAUCCUGCUUCCCAUACGUGCUCCUGCGUAACGCCUACCAUGCCGUCUACAAGCAGAGCAUCAGCGCCAACGCAUGAACGCGCGCACGCGCACUGUUGCCGUCUGCUUCCUCUGCGGACGCACACCUGACAGUACUCUAAAAAGAUGCCUCCGCACACCGCAGUGUUUUCCCGCCUAUUUGCGAUUCGCUGUCCUCCAUGAUUUGAUGAAGAACUCACCUCGAACCAGCCUAAGAUGCCACAGCAUCACAAACACACACCCUGCAUCAUGUAGAUUGUGGCCUCUUGGUGCCAAGAAACUACAUGGAAGUGAGGCGAGGAGCUUCUUCUUUUGGAAAAAAAUAGUGCUAUAGCACCAUCUUGUGGUGUCUCUGGGAAAUUGUAAACAUUCCCGGGGGCAUCAUUUCCAGGCAGAUUUUCACGAUUGGCAGCAGGGCUCUGUCCUUCGCCCACAUGACUUUUUACUUUUACAAUGGGGCUGACGGCUCCUCCUCAAAAGUUUUAGAAUUGCCUAUAGCUCUCACACAAUGGGAGAAAAACACUACUUCUGUCUAAAAGGGGUACCUCAACUCCCUUCAACAAAGUUCCCCGAUGCCACAAAAUGGCGUCAAAGCGUCUGUCUAAAUUAAGCUCGCCAACGCACUUCACUAUAGUUCUCUGGCGACAAGAGGGUGGCAAACCACUACUGUUGUCUCAGUGAAGCUGCUCAACCCACUUCAAUGCCACAUAUGACGACACAAAAAAUGAGUGAGGUGAGUUUUUAGGUUUUUUUAGAUACUAACAAGGGAUACGUUCACCCCAAAAAUCUGCAAACACGCAAACGUGUGGAUGCUGCACCGCAAAUAUUUGUGGAUUCACUGUACUGAUACCAAGUAAAAAUAACACACGUACACAAGUACCUUUGCUGGCUGAGCGACCAACAAGUGACACACACACACACACACUAGCUGGAUGAAGUUGGGGAUCAGUCUACAAUUUUUUUCGGUUUUAUUCCUUUUUAUUUUUUUAAUAUUAUUUCAUGCUGUUGCUUGGGGGACCCCAGCCGCGGCAACACAAAACAAACUCGAGCACGGGCUGGUUUGUUAUGCGAGGACAAAAAAAAAAAAUUAUAAAUAAAUAGUAUAUAUAAAUAUACAGUAUAUAUAUUGAGUUGACACUAAACUAUUUGACGGCUUGUAUGUGGUGGUGACGGAUUUGGAUGAUUUUCUUCCUUGAUGUUUUUCAUUUUUGCUCGAGGAGGGCGGCCGACGUUUGCUUGCCGGUUGUGUACAUUUUCCAUCGAUGACACGGACAGUCCACUCAUUUCGCCGCCUCGUCACAUUUCAUAGCCAAAACACUCACGCGCGCAUACACUUGUAACAUGGUGAUUUUUUGGGGUUCUUUUCUAGCUAGUGGUGACAUGAACUCUGUGGGUUAUAUUCAAAAAGAAAAGAAAACAAAACAAAAAAAAAGGUUUUUGACGUGAACUCAACUGGUCUGUUUUUACAUUUUCUUAUUUUUUCAAUUUGCCAAACGUGUUAACAACACUACAUCAUAUGUUUGUGUGUGUGAGAGGGAAAGGGAGGGAGGGAUCGGGGAUCAUGCAUUCUGUAACAUAGUACCACGAAGCCCUCGGCUGCUCUCGAAUCAUGGUUAAUAAAGUACAAGUGAACAUGUC